AUGCUGCGCGCCAUCGGCGCCCAAAUCGAGAAGACCACCAACCGGGAGGCGUGUCGCGACCUGAGCGGCCGCCGCCUGCGCGACGUCAACGAGGAGAAGCGCCUGAAGGAGUGGGUGAAGCGACAGGCGGAGAAGAAGGACGAGGCGGGCAAGAAGAAGAAGGAAAAACUGAGGCGGCUGGCAGAGGCCACCGUGCCGGCCAGUUGCACCUACGAGGACGAGGAGCACGAGCGGACGAGGGCGGAGAUACCGGACCUGGUCGAGGAGUCGAUCAUCGUGGGGCUGCAGCAGCAGCAGAAGCUGAAGAAGGAGAAGGAGCAGAAGGAAAAGGAGGGCAAAGAGCCUCCUAAAUCGAAGCCUGAAACGAGCACUAGUGAAAGUGGAACAAAGCGCAAAGCCGACCAGCUCGAGGAGGAUGAACAAAGCAGCAGCACCAGCAGCAGCAGUGGCAGUGGUUCUGCUUCGGUGGUGACUCCAGCGACUUCAACGGUGGCCUCUACUUCUCAAGCGGCCACUUCACAGAAGGCCACUUCUGCAUCAAAAAAGCCCCAUGCCAUUAAGAAGCAGGCCCUCUGGCUGGGCGUGGACAUUGACUCGGAGGAGGACAGCGACUCGAGCGACUCGCAGGACUAG
This is a messenger RNA of Rhagoletis zephyria (snowberry fruit fly), 633 nucleotides long. Lineage: Eukaryota; Metazoa; Arthropoda; Insecta; Diptera; Tephritidae. The record is from RefSeq and is a predicted model, not a curated record.